Messenger RNA from Panicum hallii, 750 nucleotides. Its product is annotated as 1,4-dihydroxy-2-naphthoyl-CoA thioesterase 1-like. Gene Ontology annotation, molecular function: 1,4-dihydroxy-2-naphthoyl-CoA thioesterase activity. Gene Ontology annotation, cellular component: peroxisome. The transcript has 2 exons. NCBI's taxonomy places the organism in Eukaryota, Viridiplantae, Streptophyta, Magnoliopsida, Poales, Poaceae. The record is from RefSeq and is a predicted model, not a curated record. Gene Ontology annotation, biological process: phylloquinone biosynthetic process. Bases 50 to 565 code for a protein of 171 amino acids.
ACACCCUUUCCAGUUUGCAGGGGCGGCGGGCGCGUUGGCAGCGACGACGAUGGCCGGCGGCGACCGUGCCAGCAAGCCUCCGCCGACCCCAGCGGGCGAGGACGAGGAGGGCGCCGUGGCGGACAAGGCCCUCCACGCGCUGGGCUUCGAGUUCACCGGCAUCAGCGCGCGCGAGGUCGCCGGGCGGCUCCCCGUCACCGGCACGUGCUGCCAGCCGUUCGGGGUGCUGAACGGCGGCGUGUCGGCGCUGGUGGCGGAGUCCCUGGCGAGCGUGGGCGCGUACAUGGCGUCCGGGGGCCGGAGGGUGGCCGGCGUGCAGCUGUCCGUCAACCACCUCCGCCCCGCCCGCCUCGGCGACCUCGUCCAGGCGCAGGCCAGCCCCGUCCAGCCCGGCCGCAGCAUCCAGGUCUGGGAGGUCCAGAUAUGGCGGGCAGAUCCUUCCACGGGAGAACGCAUGGACCUGGUGUCGACAGCAAGAGUUACCAUGUUAGUAGCCAGCAGCCCGUUGAGACCUGAGGAGAUGACGAGCCAUGAGGCCACCAUCAAGAAGUACGCCAAGCUCUAGAGACUAGAGGGCAUCGUGCAAACUAAAUGUCUCGCUCACAGCAUCCUCCAUCCUUCUACGGGGAGCUUAGGGUAACAGAUAGGCUAUACUCCUGUGUAGUCUGGGCCUCUUGUAUUUUUGGUGAAUAAAAUAAAAUGAAGAGAGGGCGAUUGGUGAAACAGUUAGGCCCAAACUUCUGUUUUGUU